Molecule: messenger RNA, 906 nt
Organism: Didymella exigua CBS 183.55
Lineage: Eukaryota; Fungi; Ascomycota; Dothideomycetes; Pleosporales; Didymellaceae
Exons: 3
Coding region: 1-906 (301 amino acids)
Source: RefSeq, a predicted model, not a curated record
AUGGUGCCUCUCUUACUCUUAUGCUGGGCUCUUUUCGGCCUGGCAAUAGCGCAAACGGACUGCAAGAAGAGCUCGCCGGAGUUUAGCUUGCCCUCAUGCAUGGAGAAAUGCUUCCUCACCGGAGGAUGUGGCGGCUGUCCAUGCGCCAAUAACCUCAAAGGGUGGUGCGAGAUCAGCAGCGGAGAAGGACCAGACAGUUGGUUCGCCCGGUGGGGCCAGUGUGUACUCGGGGCGUGCCCGGAUGACGGAGAUAUCACCAACCUAAUGCUGCUCUAUGUGGCGCAGUGUGAUGACACUGUUGGUGGGCCGCUGAACAACGACACCGUGCCGUAUCCGCUGAGGGACUGGGCACCAAAGGCGCCGCAGUACCUGUCGCAAAGCUCGAAUUCCCCUCUCGACACAGUGACUUCGAGUGAGAGUCGGCCGGUUGCAACCCUGACGGGCGUUUCUCCGACCGCGAUCGCAAGCUUGGGGUCCACGACAGUCAGUACAAAUGACAGCGACGCCACUGUUCUCGACGACAAAGCCUCAUCAUCCUCGUUCGCAAUUGGCCCAGCCUCUGCCACACCCAUAGUCCAGGAUAUAUCUAAACCGGCUCUGAGCGUUGCGGCAAUCAUUGGCGUUGCAGUCGGUGGCGCGGUACUCCUCGCUCUCGUGAUCGGUUUCGUUGCAUUCGUCUUGCGCCACCGUAAACGCAAGCAGCUCUCAACAUCAGUCUCACCACCGAGUUGUGAGGGUGUUGAUACUAAAGAAGGGUACGAUAAGCCGGAGCUGGACGGUCAGGUGCGGGCGUAUCAGUAUUCGAAGACUGAUGUAGGUGCACCUGCGCGUAUGCCAGUCGUGUAUGCUGAGCUGGAUGAUGGUAGAUCUGCGAGCACUGCAAGGGAGCUGCCUGAUCGACCUUGA